GCUCACCUUGAAUCUACUAUGAUUACACCUCCCCUUAACACCUACAAUAUCCUUCAUCCUUUUUGCCUGCAAUCCUAUGUCACAAAACUUACAUACUUUCAAUCUGUCUCCUCGCCAUUAGUUUUCAAACCUGCACCUCCCACUAUUUCUGGUUAUAAAGCCUUACUUCCUCAACACAUUCCUACACCCGCCUCACCUUUUGACAUUGCCCCUAAUUGGAAAGCCUUUUGGUCACUUCAAAUGACACAUCGCUCCCGCAACAUCUGAUUCCACUUCCUACACAAAAACAUCAACACUCGCUUCUACCUACACCAAAAAUUACCGAAGCUCAUCACUAGCCCUCAAUGCAUUCACUGUCCUUACUUCCGUCGCAACACCAUUGACACACUUGACCAUUUCAACUUUCUUUGUCCAGUCAAUUACAGAAUCUGGUGUCACAUCCUCUCCACAUAUAUCGAUCCUUCUCUUACGACAACUCCUCAAUCUCCUUAUUCUGCAUUCCCAGCCCUAUCCACACAACAAAUCUGCGCUAGCACAUUGGAAGGUCUAUGGUCCAGCCAUUGGCGUUUGGUUUUUGAUUCCAUACCCUUC
Messenger RNA from Gilbertella persicaria, 591 nucleotides. RefSeq lists its product as uncharacterized. Bases 19 to 267 code for a protein of 82 amino acids. The record is from RefSeq and is a predicted model, not a curated record. The transcript is spliced from 2 exons. NCBI's taxonomy places the organism in Eukaryota, Fungi, Mucoromycota, Mucoromycetes, Mucorales, Choanephoraceae.